Puccinia triticina is the source of this 4914-nucleotide messenger RNA. RefSeq lists its product as uncharacterized. Gene Ontology annotation, cellular component: cytoplasm. The transcript has 5 exons. Gene Ontology annotation, biological process: intracellular signal transduction; protein phosphorylation. Bases 1 to 4914 code for a protein of 1637 amino acids. Gene Ontology annotation, molecular function: protein serine/threonine kinase activity; ATP binding. The record is from RefSeq and is a predicted model, not a curated record. Lineage: Eukaryota; Fungi; Basidiomycota; Pucciniomycetes; Pucciniales; Pucciniaceae.
AUGAAUCGACCGCGCCAUGCCGGAAACCCCAACAAACCGAGCGGCGAGAAGGCCCAGCUCGUCCUAGCCUACCAAGAACUCGGCAACGAGCUCCACUCAACCCAACUCAAGGUCAUCGGCAACUACACUCUCGGCAGGGUCAUCGGAGAAGGAAGCUUCGGUACCGUCAGGCUGGGUAUCCAUCGCCUCACCGGCUCCCGAGUCGCCAUCAAACACAUCCCCAAGUCCUCCUCCCCCCCGCUCCUCACCCGCGAAAUCCACCACCACCGUCGCCUCCAUCAUCCCAACGUCGUCCAGCUCUACGAGGUCAUCGCCACCGAACACUCCAUCUGGCUCAUCACCGAGCUCUGCUCCGGCGGCGAGCUCUUCGACUAUCUCGUCGAAAAAACCCGCUUCUCCGAGUUCGAGGCCCGCCGUCUCUUCGGCCAGAUCUGUCUCGGGCUCGGCUAUGUCCACGGCAAGGGCGUCGUCCAUCGUGACCUCAAGCUCGAAAACGUCCUCCUAGACGAACGCUGCAACCCCAAACUCGCCGACUUCGGAUUCGGUCGCGAAUUCGAACCGCGCAAGCUGCUCGACACCUUCUGCGGCACAACCGGCUAUGCGGCUCCCGAGAUGCUUGCCGGUAAGAAAUAUCUUGGCGAAGAGGUCGACAUCUGGUCUCUCGGUAUCAUCCUCCAUGCGCUCCUCACCGGCAGUCUCCCCUUCGAUGAUGAUGACGAAGAGCAGAUGAAAGCAAUGAUCAUGGUCGGCAAUUUUGAAAUCCCAAACUUCCUCAGCAACGAGGCUGUUAACCUGAUUCAAUCGAUCUUACAACUGGAUCCCAAAGCCCGGCCAUCGAUCGAAAAGAUUCUUUCACAUCCCUGGUUUACCACUCCUCCUUUGCAGCAUUCGUUUGGUGAACCCGAGCCGCUUUCCAGGCCGUCGCCCAUCAUCGAGGAAGCUCAGCAGUUGCCCAAAUCCCCGUCUACUUCGAUGGGAACAUUUCCUUCUUCGGCUGAUCAACCCCAUCGGACCCCUUCCAGAGGCUCUCCGCCCAUUUCAUCCAACCAUCCCAACCAAUCCUGCCAUUCGAUCCUCGACUCGGAUGCAUCUGGCCACAGCAGCAAAGAAAGCGAUUUGAGCGUCUCCUCAGCCCGGAGUAGUACAAGUUCGCCCGUCACAUCUGAGGAUCUGCCAGCCCAGAUGCCUGCAAUUCCUGACUUGGGUCUCUCAUCUUCCCACCGCCCAGCAGGUCAUCCAUCAAAGUCCACUCCCGCCUCAAAUCAUAAGCCCUCGCCACUCCUUCAUCACUCUAACAGCUCUCACUCAACCAUCAGGAAUUCACAGCAUUCAAUUCCACACAACAAUCAUCUUCAGCACCUGCCCACACACGCCGAGGACGAAAAUGAUACAGCACUGAGUCUUUCGAAUUUCUCACCGAGCUCUGACCAGGACCCUGGCGCCUCACCUCAGUCAUCAAAUGUUUCUCCUUCGAAUCUUAUGACCGGUUCAUCAAAACCCCGACCCCUGUCCAUUCUGUCCUGCGUGCCCUCCUCAUUGUCCCACCCCCAAAUUCGCACACCCUCUCGGACAAAGCGGCGAUCGAUUGGCAGCACCCUAUCGGAGCGGAUAGGCCCCUUUGAGGAUGGCGCUUCAUCCGAUUUCGCUACGCCUACCACCAAUCAAGCCCGACUUUCCACCUCAUCCCUCUUAACCGUUGUGAUUGACUACGUCGGCGCACUGAAAGCUACUACUCAAGCACCUCUGUUAAGCCCAGAGGAUCUGACGUUUAUGAAAUCCUUGAGCGAUCUGGGCUUUGACACCGGUCAAAUUGUUCAUUCGGUUCAAUCUUUUGCCUGCGAUUCGUCGGGUGCAUUAUGGUGGCUGAUGAAAAGGAAGAAGGAGAAGCAAAGUAUCAAUCGGGAGGAUACAGAGCGAGAUUCUAAUUGUGCUGCGACCAAAGAUCCAUUCAACACACAUGGCCCCGUAGAGAUUCAAUCCCCGGACUCAGCGCUCACAGAUGAUCGCUCGGCCAAUUCAGUCGUAGUAACAGCCCCUAUUCCGUCUUUCUCUCACGCUAGCGUUCCGAUCAUCGCCCCACCCGAAGAUCUUUCUCCGACCCUCGCAAAAUCUAUCCCAGCGCCUCCCAAUCAUUCCAAGAAGCCGGUUACCCCUACUAAAACAAAUUUACCGAUCACGAGCUCCCCACGGGUGGAACCCGUGCUCAAUUUAGCUAAGGUUGAAAAGGAAGCGGGCAUGGAAAACCCUAUCAUCGGUGCACAUCGGUCGUACCUCAAUCUGAAGGCGAACUUCGGCUCUUCUUCUAAGAACAAUCCACUGACUGCUACUCCGUCCAAUCUAAAUGAUGAUGCCUGCUCUAGCACCUCCUCAGCAAAAUUCGACACGCUCUCCAGUUCUGACAAAGAAACUCCAUUUAUCACUGUCGACUUGGCAGCACCGGCCAAGAAAUCGACUGCAGAUCUGAGAAAACGAAGUCAGUCAGUCAGCAUGCUCCAACGUGCAACUCAUGCAUUGGGCACUAAAAAAUCAGCCGACGAUAGACAUAAGAGUCGCAGUCGAGAGGGGAGCUCGACGAAUGAUGGAGACGAAAAGCAUGGACACGAGAAGAUCUCGAAGAAGGAUCUCAAAGCUCGCGAGAAGGAGAGCAGGAUGGACGAACAUUCAAAGCCAUCCGGCAGCUUACCACUGUCUGGUUUAUUUUCUCGCAAGACCCUUCUCAUUCCCUCCCUUCCCCCCCUUCCCGCCAGCCUGAUGCUUCACCAGGCCUCGGGGGGAUCGGAGAAAUCCGCCGACAAAAGCAAGCCCAAAGAACUAGACGUCCCGCUCGAAAGCUGUCCUUCAGUGUCCAGCCGGCCUUCAAGUCCAUUACGAACAAUCGAGUCGCCCCUGAAGCCAAAAGAUGAUGGUGAUCCUGCUUUAAAUGCUCUGGCUGCCAAUGAACAAUCCAUCAGCACUACGCCCUCACUAUCCGGCUCAUCUUCAUCAUUCAAUGCGGUGUCCCAAAACCUCCUUGUGGACCAUCCAGAUUCCUUCUCUACUCCCAAGCCCAAUUCACCCUCUCGAAAAUCACAUCCCACGGCACCAAACUCCAGAGCUGAUGAGCGUAAAAGCGUGAAAGAAACCAGUCCUGCCACCAGCUCAUUGGCCGACCCCAGCAGUAGCCAUGUGCCUAGCCCCUCCGAAAGCGAAACCGUCAAAGCUGCUCGCUCCAAAGGACCCAAAGGCAAUUUGUUCUCCAACUUCAGAUUUUGGUUUAAUGAAGAUCGCCGCAAGCGGAAACAGAACAUGGCCAUCCUCGCAAACUACGGCCACGCGGUCAAAUCACCUACCCGGAUGGGCAGCCAAACCACCAGUCCCAAUGGAGGCGUUGGAGGUUCGGUGGCCUCAUCAAGUCAUGUAUCCGAUUUCCCAAGUCGAAAGGUGGCCGGAGACUUGCAGGCUCUCAGAUCUGUCAGUGGCUCUGUUGUGGUUCAUCGCCGGCCCAGCAAGGGGUCGCGUCGGUCCUCCAUGCAAUCAACUCGCCAGCUAUCACUCGAGCUUCAUAACGCUUCCAAAGCCACAUCCAAACGCCGCAGUGGCUCUAGUCGGGCGUCAUUCGGAUCGGUGACAGAUGCUCGGACGCCAGGUAGCGAGCCUGGCUCCCACGCGUCGCUCUCCCAACAUACGAUCAACCAUAGCCGAGGCUCAAUGGAAGGCCCGAAUCGGAGUAGACGCGCUGAAGCUCAUGGCCGCCAUGGUUCGAUCAGUUCCGCGGGCUCACGCCGGUCGGCCGCCGCUCUGCAGCUCCUGACUCCUCACUCAGUUUCAGCCAUGCAUCCAGCGUACUCUCGCCGGACUCCAUCUGCGGGGACGACUGUCAGACGAGUGACCGCGCCGGCCAGCACCGCUGCCGGCUCCACUCGUCACCGCCAGCACAAGGCCUCAUCGUUGACAUCGUCUGUCCGGACCUCGUUGUCUUCGGAUGACGGAGCUCAGCUGAUCAAUCGGGGCUCAUCCGGCGGUGCAGACGAGCAUCGCUUACACUCCCCUAACAACGUGUAUGACGUCGAGGAGACCAUCGAAGAGGAAGACGAUGGUGGGGAGGAAAACCCAGGCAAGGAGGUUGCGAACGCUGCGGAUUUCGAGUCGGGAUUGAAGACCGAUGCCGCCAGACAGAGUGCAUUCCAGAAGCUCUCAGGUGAUGUGAGUGACAAACAUGCAGCGCGACACGGUCCUCCGGAGGGAGGAGCUCCGGCGCCACAUCAAAGCGGCAGCGGCGGCGGGGGAUCGCGGACGAUCUUCAUGGCGCACAAGCCCCACUCGGUGUUCGGGACGCCGACGCAGGCCUUCUUCGCGCGCGCGAACCAGUCGCCGGUGUCGACGAAGUUCAACCCGGUCUACGGGACGGGCAACAGCUCGGUGCUAGCCUACGUGAACCUGAUGAACUCGAUCGCCGACGGCCCCACCUCCUCGUCCUCCUCCUCCCGUAGGAACGCGGGCCCGCCCAAGCUGCGUGACGUGUUUGCGAGCAAAGCCAAGGACCAGGACGGCGAGUGGGUCGACCUGGACGACGAGGACGACGCCGGGGCGCGCUACGAGGGCGGGAUCGGCCAGGGCGUCAAGGCGCGCAACGGCCCCGCUUCCGCCCCUGCGACUGCUGGCCCUCUCGUCCGGCCUGGCCCGGGCUUGGACGGCAAGCCUGGCCCCUGCUUCGGCGCCUCGACGCCGAACAGCGCCGCCAUCCACCAGCCGGCCCCCUCCUCCUCGUCGUCGACGGGACCGACAGCCGGGACCGCGUUGCUGGCGGCCCCUAAGGGCGGCUCGCCCGCCCCCGCCGGACUCAUCGGCAAUUGGAGAGGCGGCAAUCCCAGGGUGACUCCUACUUUCAAGGCCAUCGCAAUCGAGGAGGAGGAGGAGGAAGAGGAAGACGAGUGA